AUGCCGUCGCUAGAAAAAUUGCUCCGGCUGUUACCCGUGUCACCCACGCGGUUCGUCACCGCGCACGAACCCGCCGCGCCCGUCGGCGGCCGCGCCACUUUCGGCGGCACGCUCGUGGCGCAGUCGGUGCUGGCGUCGCUGCACACGGUGGCGCGGGAGUUCGAACCCUCGUCGGUGCACUGCUACUUCGUCGUGGGCGGUGACCCGCGAGCGGUCAUCAGCUACGAGGUGGAGGCGCUGCGCCGCGGGCGCAACUUCGAGCACCGCGAGGUGCGCGCGUUCCAGCACGGGCGGCUGAUCUUCGUGUCGAACGUGCUGUUCCACCGGGCGCGGGGCGGGGGGAGCGGAGGAAGCGGAGGAAGCGGAGGAAGCGGAGGAAGCGGAGAUAAGAAGCGCCGCGGCGAUACCGGCGAUACCGGCGAUACCGACACCACGCUCCACCGCGACCGCAUCUCGGACCCUCUCCCCCGUAGCAGCUGCGUCGACGCCGCUCGCCUCUUCCGCGACCAGGUGGCCGCCCAUUGGGACCGCUACAACCACGUGGCCCACGGCUUCGACUCCGAGCGCCACGUCGCCGCCUUCGCAGACCGCUUCGAGCGCGGCGCCGUCGAGUACCAGUUCCCGCCCGACAUCUUCUACGCCCGCGCCCGCCACGACCACCUCGACUACUACCAGCGCGUGCGCCGCGACCAGGUCGCCGCCGCGCUCGAGAAAGACCCGCGUUUCUGCUACGUCGCCUUCGCCUACCUCUCCGACGCCUACCUGCUGCUCACGCUCCCGUACUUCCACCAGCUCCCGCUCUACUCGCACCGCUUCAGCGUGUCGCUGGAUCACGUCAUCCACUUCCACGCCCGCCCGCCCGUCUGCGACUGGCUCGCGCUGCGCGUGCGCAACCCGCGCUCCAGCGGCGACCGCCAUCUCGUCGACGGCAGCUACUACGACGCCGCCUCCGGCGACAUCGUCGCCUCCGUGCGCCAGGAGGGCCUGGUCGUGUACGACAAACCCAGCGCGAUCCGCGCCCGCUUCUAG
Molecule: messenger RNA, 1029 nt
Organism: Lachancea fermentati
Lineage: Eukaryota; Fungi; Ascomycota; Saccharomycetes; Saccharomycetales; Saccharomycetaceae
Source: the annotation of a GenBank genome assembly